UCUCUCUUUUGAAUAAAAACCCUAACGCGCACCGCGACCGUCUUUUCGCUCUCUCUUCGUAUACUUCAUAGCCGUGAGCUUUCCUUUUCUUCUCAGCCAUGGCGACGGCACCGGAAGAGAACAAGCGGGAAUCUUAUGAAGGAGGAGGAGGGGGUUAUGGGAAGUUUCCAAAACGGCCUUUUAGGAGGCACAAUGGGACGCCGUAUGAUCGCCCGCCGACCGCUAUUAGGAACCCUAGUUCUAGCAAUAGCAACGUUGGUGGAAGCAACCAUGGCUGGCUGUCCAGGUUGGUUGAUCCUGCGCAGAGACUUAUUGCCUCCAGCGCUCACCGCCUCUUCGGCUCUGUCUUCCGCAAGCGCCUCCCUCAACCUCCUGCCCCAGACCCGUUGCCUAUGGAGCCAGAGGCUAACCAGGAAACAAGGGACAGAGAUCAUGGGACUAUUUUUAGUGAUCAUUCGAAUGCGCCAGAUGGAGACAUCAAUGGAUGUGACUAUCCAAGUAACAGUUUAGAAAAAGAUGGAGUUAUUGAACUUGAGCAAAUUCUGAAGCAAAGGACUUUUACAAGAUCUGAAAUUGAUCGAUUGACUGGCCUACUUCGUUCAAGGACUGUUGGGGAAAACGAGAAAAGGUCUGAAGUUGGCCCUUCAAAUUUGGAUGUACCUCAUGGAAAGAAGGUGGAAUUCCCAAGUACUCCAGCGAAUGGAAAUAGAAUUGAGAGCAAUCUCAUUGGAACUCCUGUGGUCAAUUCUAGUGUCCUUGAUGAAGAUAUUGCUUCACCUGCAGAGGUUGCAAAAGCUUACAUGGACCGGAAGCCUUCUAAAGCAUCCCCAUCAAUGCUUAGUUGGCAAAAUGAACGAUUGAGGGAUGAUUCUUCCGCAUCACUUAAUCGAACAUUGCCUACCAAAGCCCCCAUAACUUCGCUUGUGAGUAGGUCUUCUACCCACGCUGGUGUUCAUGAAAAUGGUUUUGUGACGCCAAGAUCUCGAGGCAGGUCUGCAAUAUAUAAUAUGGCUCGGACACCAUAUUCUAGAGUCCACUCAACUGCUGCAUUCAAGGAUGUUGGGUUUAGUGUAGCAUCAUCCUCCUCCCAGGGGGCACGUGAUCAAAGUAUGGCUUCUGGAUCUAAACAAAGGGCUUUAAAGAGAAGGAGUUCAGUCUUGGACUAUGAUAUAGGUUCCAUAGGUCCUAUACGGAGAAUUCGCCAGAAACCAAGCCUUCUGUCCUCAAAAAAUUUGGGCAUGCCAGCUGCUGGAAGUACUCUUUCAAUCCGUGAGACAAAUGUUGGUUCUCAAGCUGCUCAAUCGUCAUCUCUGGUACAGAACCUGCUUCCUGCUGACAAAACAAACCAGAGCUUCAAAAAGAAGUUAUCAGGAAGUGAGGAUAAUAGAGUUCCCGAUAGUAGUUUCACCACUAUUCCCUCUAAGUCCAGUGAGAUGGCUUCAAAAAUACUUGAACAACUUGAUGUUUUGGUAACUUCGAGGGAUAAGUCACCUACUAAGUUGUCACCGUCCAUGCUACGUGGUCCUGCUCUUCGAAGCCUGGAGAAUGUAGAUUCAUCAAAGUUUUUGGAGAACGUUGAUGGUAAGAAGCUGGUUGGUUUACAUGACACCUCUUUACCCGGUGCUGGAGAGUGUAUUCGUCAAAAGGGCAAGGUUGAAGAAAAUGGCCCAUCAAAUGUUAUUGCUCCUUCUGAUAAGUUCGAUGCUAUAAUGAAUGGAAACGGUACUAAGGGGUUAAUCAAGGGUAAUGUUCCUAGUGUUAAAAGUGCGGUUUCUGCACUGAACAGAGUUGUCCAUCCCCAACCACAAAAGAAACAGGCUUUCCGGAUGAGUGCACAUGAGGAUUAUCUGGAUCUGGAUGAGGAUGACCAUCCUAAUGGAGCUGGAUCAUCUGCAACUGCUCAUGGGAGAGAGAAGUCAAUUAUUUCCGUUGCUGAAAGCAGGACUAUUAGAGCUGAGGCCCUAACUACGGAGAAGCCUCCAAUUGAUUCUGGGGGGAAGCCCUUUACGGCUUCUGUAUCAAAUGAGAACACUGAGAAAGGAUUUUCUAAUGGGACUGUAGUUGCUGAAAUGCCAGCCUUCCCAGCUGCGCCUUUGAGCAACAUGACUGGACAGGCAGCUUUGGGGUCCCCACAGUCCACUGUAGCAUCUGUUGAAACUGCUUUGCUUAAAGAAUCAAAGUGCGUUGAUUCCUUACAUGAUAUUGGAGAUAAAGUUCCUUCAGUAAAGGAACCAAAUGCCUCAUCUUCCCUAUUUAUGAAUGGCUCUGCUUUUCCAUCAGUUGUGAGUGGAUCGGCAGGCCUGACGUUUAAUGUCUCUCCAGAUGCAAGAUCGGAAAGCUCUAGCAGUUUUGCUUUUGUUGCUGCUGGAGUAUCUGAUUCUUGGCCAAAAGUGUCUGAUUUGGAGAAAGCUGAUGACGACAGCAGUACUUCGAAGCGUGGAGUAUCAUUCAGAGCACGAGAAACUUCACUUCCAUCAGCCGCAUCAACCUCAUCAUCCACCGCAGGCAUUGUCUCUGUUAGCAACCCUGCCAAUGGUGGAGGCCUUAACAAUGGAUCUGUUACGUUUACUCCUUCCUUCACAUCCCACAUUCAGUCUUCAGUCUCAGAUAAUGUUGCCAGUCAAUCCUUAUCUCCCAGCUUUACACCAUCCUUUGGUGGGUGGGCAAGUGCUGCUGAAACUACUACUGCUGCCACUGCUGGCAGCCUUUUCACCUCAGCCACAGCCUCUCCCUCUAUCUCUUCAUCAAUAUUUAAAUUCGGGUCUUCUACAGUAGCAUCAUCAACCUCGGUUUCAGUGGUAUCAUCAACAGCUGGUUUAGAAUUGGUGGAUGCCAAGACCAAAGGCACCAACUUCGGCAGUUCAGCUGGUGCUUCUGUUGGUACAUCUGCAACAACAAGCAGCACAGGAAAUGGCAUUUUUGGUGGUUCAUCUGCGGUAAUGACGAGUUCAGGUGGUAAUAUUUUUGGUGGUUCAUCUGCAGCUAUAACAAGCUCUGGAAGCAGCAUUUUUGGCAGUUCAUCUGCAGCAAUUACAAGCACAGCAGGCACAACUUUUGGCGGUUCAUCCUUGGCCAUCUCAAGCACAGGAAGUGGCAUUUUUGGUCUCUCAUCUCCUGCAAUGUCAAGCACAGGAAGCACCAUUUUUGGCUUUUCAUCUCCUGCUACGACAAGCAAUAUUUUUGGUGGUAUGUCUCCUAGUAUUAACACAAGCAGUAAUUUCUCCGGUGGUGUUUCUGCAAUUGAAAAUUCAGCAAAUAAUUUCCAUGGUUUUGGUGCUGCAGCCUCUUCUUUCGCUUCUACUAACCAGUCUGGAGGUUCUACUCCAUCUACUAUUGAUGGUGCAAUGGCCUCUGCUGGUGGGACUGGUAUUAUGACUUCAACUCAGAGUAUGCCCAGUCAGUUUAGUUCCUCUGCAUCAUCUCCAUCAAUUCAGUUAUCUGGGAAUUCAAACUUUUCUUCUGGAGCUUCUUUAUUUGGUUCGUCUUCUGGAGCCAAUCCAUUUAGCUCUGGUGCUAGUUUCGGAAUGAAUCCUCCAACUAUGUUAUCAGGGACUAAUUCUUUGAGCACCAGCAGUAGCACUGCUUCGAGCUUGUUUGGCUCCAACUGGCAAGUCCCCAAAUCUUCUAAUUUUGGCACGACAUUUAGUACUGCUUCAGCAUCCUCAACUGGGUUUGCCUUUGGAGGUUCCUCAACUACCAGUGCAUCUAUGGGCUUUGGAACAUCUGCUGGUUCCUCAUCAGGUUCAAUUUUCCCGUUUACUUCAGCUGGAGCAGCAUCUGUGCCAGCCCCUCCUUCGCAGCCUGUGUUUGGCAACAGUAAUACUGGCUUUGCAUUUGGUUCAUCUCCUGUUGUAAACAAUGAUCAGAUGACCAUGGAGGAUAGCAUGGCUGAGGACACAGUUCAAGCAACUUCAACAGCAGUUCCAAUAUUUGGUCAACAAACUGUUACACCUUCUUCGUCGCCCUUCAUGUUUGGUUCUGCAGCUCCAGCAGGGGCAAACCCAUUUCAAUUUGGUUCGCAACAAAAUCUGGCUGCACCUCAGAACAAUUCCCCAUUUCAGGCCUCUGGUAGUCUUGAUUUUAAUGCUGGAGGGAGCUUCUCAUUGGGCGCGGGUGGCGACAAGUCUAAUAGAAGAACUGUUAAAGUUUCCCGGAGCAAGAAUCGAAAGAAGUAGAAGCAUUAUCAUUGCUUGUAUUACUUGCCGGGGACCCUAGUAGUUUGCAACUGAUGGACAGUUAAAUUUAGUGCAAGGGCAUCGACAGCAAGGGCUCUGCUGGUUAACCCGAGACCUUCCGCGGUGGUGAAGGCUGAUUUGCUACUUCAACCGCUGGAAAUUCACGAGUUGUCAUUGCUCUUUCUGCAAAAUUUCUUGCUUGGAAAUUUUAAUGACCGUAACUGAAGGCAUAAGUUGUCGCAGUUUUGUAUGUCGUCUUAGAAAAUCUAAGAAUGGUUGUACUGUACUAGUAGUAAUUCAUAGGGUUUUAAAAUCGAGCAGGUGCUGUUGGGUCUUUGUGUAUUCAUUGUCAUGUAAACAUAGAAUUUGUUAUGAAUUUAAGAAAAUGUCUGUUAAUAUUUCACAGGUCUUUUCCUCCUGUUAUACUAGAA
This is a messenger RNA of Tripterygium wilfordii, 4606 nucleotides long. RefSeq names its product nuclear pore complex protein NUP1-like. Gene Ontology annotation, cellular component: nuclear envelope. The record is from RefSeq and is a predicted model, not a curated record. Gene Ontology annotation, biological process: poly(A)+ mRNA export from nucleus; nuclear membrane organization. NCBI's taxonomy places the organism in Eukaryota, Viridiplantae, Streptophyta, Magnoliopsida, Celastrales, Celastraceae. The transcript has 9 exons. The coding region runs from base 99 to 4175 and encodes 1358 amino acids.